CAUAAUGGGGGGUAUUUGGCUUCCUUUCCACACGUUUACAACUUCCCUAAAGACGUUUCUCAGAAUCAAUUCUUCAUUAAUUAAUUAAUUCCUUCGUUACUUUUAAUUGGAAUUUUAAGUAUCGUGAUUUGAGUGACGCUCCCUGCAAAAACAUUUCUGCCGUCGUCUAAAUUCGAUCGACAACACAGAGAAACGCACAAACUUUCCAUUUUUGUUGUUUUCUUCUUCAAGUUUUGCAUUUUUCAAUCACAAAUGCCCCUUAUAAUCUUCUCUCCCCAUCCCCAUUUUUUCAACCCUAAAACUUCAAUACACGAUUCUCCCUAACAUCACCUUACGGAUUUAUUCUUUAUAUAUAUAUAUAUAUAUAUAAAUCUAUACAGAUUACCAUUUUUUUUUUGUUAUAGCAAAAUGACGGCAACGAAAUCAUUGGGCCGAUUUUUCACUAUCGGCUUAGUGGCAUCGUGGUAUUCAUCCAACAUUGGGGUGUUGCUUUUGAACAAGUAUUUGUUGAGCAAUUAUGGCUUCAAGUAUCCGAUCUUCCUCACCAUGUGCCACAUGACCGCCUGUUCUCUGUUCAGCUAUAUUGCGAUCGUGUGGAUGAAGAUGGUCCCAAUGCAGACUAUAAGAUCUAGGGUUCAGUUCAUGAAGAUCUCUGCUCUCAGCUUGAUCUUCUGCGCCUCGGUUGUAAGCGGGAACAUUUCGCUCAGGUAUUUGCCAGUCAGCUUCAACCAAGCCAUCGGGGCUACCACGCCUUUCUUUACAGCCGUAUUUGCAUAUUUGAUGACGCUCAAAAGGGAGGCUUGGUUGACUUACGUGACGCUGAUUCCAGUCGUCACCGGGGUCAUCAUUGCCAGUGGGGGAGAGCCAAGUUUCCAUUUAUUUGGAUUUAUUAUGUGUGUUGGAGCAACAGCCGCAAGAGCACUCAAAUCAGUUGUUCAGGGGAUUCUGCUUUCUUCUGAAGGGGAAAAGCUGAAUUCUAUGAAUCUGCUCAUGUACAUGUCUCCUAUAGCUGUUGUGUUCCUACUUCCCACUACACUCUUAAUGGAAGAAAAUGUAGUUGGCAUCACAUUGGCACUUGCAAGAGAUGAUAUCAGAAUUGUCUGGUUACUGUUGUUCAAUUCUGCGCUCGCAUAUUUUGUGAACUUGACCAACUUUUUGGUCACAAAACACACCAGUGCUCUGACUCUUCAGGUCCUUGGUAAUGCAAAGGGGGCAGUUGCAGUAGUGAUCUCCAUAUUGAUAUUUAGAAAUCCCGUCUCUGUUACUGGAAUGCUUGGGUACACUCUGACAGUCAUUGGUGUUAUCCUCUAUAGUGAAGCCAAGAAGCGUAGUAAAUGAGAUAUUAAACUGGAAUCACAUCAACUACGAAAUCCAACUAUUCUGAAAUGUAAAAAGUUGCUACCUUGUGAAGAAGUUGAUACCAUGUUUGAAGAUGGAGCGUGGAUUUUGCCUGGGAAGGCUGGGAAAGCAUCAUUUACACCAGAAUCCGACACCUGAUUAGACAGAGUAUAAGUUUAAUAGGCGUUCUUAUGUAGAAAAGAUCUUUUUACCUUGCAUUCUUUCAACCAAGGAGCGUAAAAUCCGAACCACUAAGCAUGUUAAUUAAUUUUUGAUAUUCAUGAAACUAUACGACACUUCGUGAUGUCGCCCCUUAAUUAAUGGCUCAACUCAUUAUGGUCAA
Molecule: messenger RNA, 1681 nt
Organism: Olea europaea var. sylvestris
Lineage: Eukaryota; Viridiplantae; Streptophyta; Magnoliopsida; Lamiales; Oleaceae
Product: probable sugar phosphate/phosphate translocator At3g11320
Exons: 4
Coding region: 409-1338 (309 amino acids)
Cellular component (GO): Golgi apparatus
Molecular function (GO): antiporter activity
Source: RefSeq, a predicted model, not a curated record